CAACUCGCCUCGCCAACUUCGUGACUCUGCUGCAACUCUGUACAAUACUACAAUCCCAACCUCCAGACGCCAAUGUCCAGCUUAACGUGACUCAAUCAAUGUUCUACCGUCCCUCUCUUCCUUGAUCAACAUCGCACCUCGCGAUCGCUUCGCUCGCACGAUCGCUGUCCGCGGUCAAGAUCAAAUCUCCUGCUCCGCGCCCGUUCCCGUUGCUGCGCUUUGCCUCGUUUAUUCAACACGACUUCCACAUUGGUCGCUUGAUUAUUUGCUGCACACUCGCGGCACCCAAUCAGUCACCUUGUCACCUCCGGCAUUUGAUCGAGGAGACUCGCCCAUCACGGCGUUGUCGAGAUUCAACCACUCCUUCGACAACGACGACACCGAGCUCGACCACGAGGACAAGAUAUACAUUGCUCCGCCGCCUCAUUCCCCCCGGUCCGAAGCGUCCUCCUCGAGUCCUCCCUCCCCACGACCACCUCCCUUCUCCUCUCUCUAUUUCCCCUCCGACGCCGAGCUCGACCGCAUCAGAGCUACUGUCACCGAGACCUAUUGCGACUCGCUUUUAGCCUCUGCCCCGGCGCCCUCCUUCGAGGAGGCUCUCGCCGAAGACGAACCCGGGUCCAAGGCUGAGCGCGAGACAAAAGCUGCCCUACCACAAGAUACCAAGGCCCAGUCUUCCUCGGGCAAAGCUGUUGACGACGGAGAGCCGCCGCCCCCAUAUACCGAAGGUUCUAGUCCCCUAGAGUCGUUCACAUACCUCAUGGCGGCAGCAGGCGGUGCGGCCAGCAUCAUCACACAAGUUCAACAAACAGGCCCACCAAUCAACACCCUAGGAGCAGGCGAGGCGGCAGCUGAUGAACACAUCACCUUGGACUUGAGGGGAACACAUUUCACUCUUUCCCGUGAUGAAUUGUUGACUCUGCCCGAGUUUGUGUUACUAUCAUUAUUCCCCAAUGGCCUCCUCCCAGACGGCCACAUGAACUCGUUUCAUGAGGGCGAUGUCUAUCCCGUCGACUAUGACCCAGCCUCCCUUCAGUAUAUGUUAAACUUUUUCCGAGAUGUGGCUCAAUCAAUACCAUCCACAUCUCCCUCCCCAACCACCCCGCCAGAACAUGACCCCAUAUCGAUCGAACCGUUACAGGGUUCGACCAAAGAUAUGCUUCAAGAUCGAGCGGGGAUCAUUGUCUUGAGAGAGGAUCUUGACUUCUACGUCAUCCCUCCUCGUGCCGACAUUGAGCAGCCGGAAAUGACCGAAAUCAAGCGCGCCGCUGGGAAGUCCUUACUCAAGCAAGACGGAAUCUUCUCCGGUCUUAAGCGGAGUGAAGAAGCAGGCACGACCGAGCAACAUCUGAUUGAAAUGCUGACGGCAGGCGGCUUUAAUCAUGAUGACGCUUGGGGCCAUCGAGCUGGAGAACCAAACAAGGCCGUCAUUUGCAGCCUCGCGCUUGCAAGACUGCGGACUGACAUCAAAGGAGAUUUGGCAGGAAGCAACGUGGUGGGCAUGGCUCAAAAGCUACUCCUCUUCUGGCGCAAGCCGGCUCGGCGAUGCUGGUGGGAGGGUGUUGAGUUGACUGAUGUGGAGGGAGUUGACGGGAAACUCAAAGUAUGGAUUCGAAGAGUGUGGACUCUCGAGAUGAGCGUGAUCGGCCUCCGAUGACAGGAUCGCCCUUGUUUGUGACUUUCAGUUUUGGCGCUUUGCAUUGAGCGAUCAGGCGAAAAAGAAGUUCAAUUUGGGGAUAUCCAUUUGUAUGGAACUUGGGGAGUCUGGACCAGGUGAAUGUGGAAGUUGUGCCUUGUCGCGGAUUGAGCAGAGGGAUCGCCUUCAAACGGCUGCGCGAGACACAACACAGCCAAGAGUUGGGUUUCUCGCCACUGUCAAGUCGUCCAGGGCGGGUCUUUAGUGAAGCUGAAUCCUACGUUUAUUCAUUCGCAACUAGGGAGAAUAAAAAAACUUAUGUAUAUGAACCUCUGAGGCUGGGAGUUGAACAGCGGAAAUUCCCCUGGCCUCUCCCACCCACGGAACAAAAAGAUCUAGUGGCGGGUUCUAG
Cladophialophora immunda is the source of this 2048-nucleotide messenger RNA. RefSeq lists its product as uncharacterized. Gene Ontology annotation, molecular function: RNA binding. Bases 761 to 1657 code for a protein of 298 amino acids. Gene Ontology annotation, cellular component: nucleus. The record is from RefSeq and is a predicted model, not a curated record. NCBI's taxonomy places the organism in Eukaryota, Fungi, Ascomycota, Eurotiomycetes, Chaetothyriales, Herpotrichiellaceae. The transcript has 6 exons.